Messenger RNA from Pneumocystis jirovecii RU7, 2289 nucleotides. RefSeq lists its product as uncharacterized. NCBI's taxonomy places the organism in Eukaryota, Fungi, Ascomycota, Pneumocystomycetes, Pneumocystales, Pneumocystaceae. The record is from RefSeq and is a predicted model, not a curated record. Bases 1 to 2289 code for a protein of 762 amino acids. Gene Ontology annotation, cellular component: cytoplasm. The transcript is spliced from 5 exons. Gene Ontology annotation, molecular function: ATP-dependent chromatin remodeler activity; ATP binding.
AUGAAUCAAGAUUUUUCAUAUAAAUUUUUAGAUUCUGAAAAUAAACAACCAAAUAAUGUAUUAAAUACAGCCAAAGAUCAAAAAAACAUUUUUAUUUUUUCUCGACCAACAUCAAUUUAUGUACCAAAAACAUCUAUAGAUAACUCUAGUUAUUUAAAAAAUUCAAAAGGAUAUAUAAAAUCUCAAACAUCUCUUUCACCUUUACCAGUAAAUUCAGCUAAUUGGAAGAAAAAGUUGGUUUCUCAAAUAAAAACGUCACCGUCUGAUGCAGUUUCUAUUGAGGUUCCUCAUAAUUCAUUACCAUCAUGGGUCAAAACACAAAGUAAAGCAGGAUCUAAGAAAGAUUUAGGUUUUGAAAAAAAUUCUGUCAAUUCUUUUAGGAAACUACCAACAUCUACUUGUAUUGAUCAUGUAAAAAUUCAGGAUUCUAUCAAAAAAUUAUUAGAAAGCACUUUUUGUGAUUAUGAAGAUAAAGAAACAGAUACAGAUACUGGUUAUGUUCUAGGUUUAAAAGUUCGACUUCUUAAACAUCAAAUAAAUGGCCUUCGAUGGCUUCAAAAAAGAGAAGAUCAAGGCUCUAAUGAAGAGAAAGGAGGGAUUCUUGCUGAUGAUAUGGGACUAGGGAAAACUGUACAAACUAUAGCUCUUAUUGUUUCUAGAAAACGUCCGAAAUGUUUCCAAAAUGUUUAUUCUAAAAGUACACUUGUAGUAGCGCCUUUGUCUAUUAUACGACAAUGGGAAUCUGAAAUCAUUAAUAAAACAAAUCUUUCUGUUUUAGUAUAUCAUGGUAAUGAAAGAAAUAAACAUUCUAAAGACUUAGAAUUGUAUGAUGUAGUUAUAACUACAUAUCAUAUUCUUAUUUCAGAAAUGAAAGAUAUAGACACAAAAAAAUUAUCAGAUAAUUCCUGUAAUUCUGAUUCUAGGGUUUUUAAAAUAUCAUGGUGGAGAUUAAUUUUAGAUGAAGCUCAAAUUAUUAAAAAUAAAAAUUCUAAAACAGCAAUUUCCGUAUGCUCUCUUAAAGGUUGUAAUCGUUGGUGCCUUACAGGAACACCAAUUCAGAAUUCUAUUGAAGAAUUGUAUUCAUUGUUUAAGUUUUUACGAAUUAAACCAUUAAAUGAUUUUUCCGUUUGGAAGGAGCAAAUAAGUAAAACAAUAUCUCAAGGAAAUGAUGAAAUUUCUUUAAAAAAACUUAAAAUUAUACUUAAUGCUGUAAUGAUACGACGAACAAAAGCUGUUCUUCAACAAAAUAAUAAUAACAAAGCAUUGCUAUGUUUACCAGAACGAGUUAUUAAACAUGAAAUGAUUGAAUUAAAUAAAUAUGAGCGUGAUUUUUAUAAUAAACUUGAAUUGUAUACUGAUAAAAGUCUUUCUAAAUUUGUUGGAAAUGAAAUUAAAGGAGAAAAUUAUACUAAUAUACUUUGUCUUUUAUUGAGACUUAGACAAGCAUGUAAUCAUUUUGAAUUAGUUACAAGAAACUUAAGAUUAGAUAAAGAUGCCAUUGAUAUUUCUAAUAAUAGUUCUUUAUCUGAUAUUAAUGAUCAUGUAAAUGAUAUGGUUUCAUUAUUUGAUGAUUUAAAAUUAAAAAAUGAGAAAAAUAAAAAAUUUAAAUGUGAUAUUUGUUUUGAAGAAUUUCAUUUACAAAACAAUGACUUAAAAGAAAAUAAAUGUGAAAAAUGUUUAAAGAUAUUUGUAAAAAACUUACCUGAAAAUCAAAAUUUAGAAAAUAAAUUAAAAGGUCCUAUUGUUAGUUCAAAAAUUAAAAAAAUGAUGGAGAUUCUACAAUUCAAAGAUAAUAAUUCUGGAACCGAUCAUAAAACAAUUGUGUUUUCUCAAUUUACAUCUAUGUUAGAUUUAAUUGAACCAUUUUUAAAAGCAGAAAAUAUAAAGUUUGUGAGAUAUGAUGGUUCAAUGCCACACUAUUUAAGAGAAAAUGUUCUUAAGAAGUUACAUGAUUAUCAAGAUAUAGAAGUAUUACUUUGUUCUCUAAAAUCUGGAGCAUUAGGACUUAAUCUUACAGUAGCAAAUAGAGUAAUUUUAUUAGAUAUAUGGUGGAAUCCUGCUGUUGAGGAGCAGGCUAUUGAUCGUGUUUAUCGUAUUGGUCAAACAAAGAAUGUAAUAGUUCAUAAAAUAAUCACUAAAAAUACAGUCGAAGAGAGAAUAUUAAUGUUACAAGAAAAAAAGAAAGCACUUGUAAAAGAAACACUGAAUGAUGAAAAGCAUACAUCAUUAUUUAAUAUUAAUAAACUUACUCUUAAAGAUAUACUGUUCCUUUUUAAUCAUAAGAAUUAA